UCCACUCCAGAUUUUUGAAGAAAAAUCAAAAUCGUUCUAGAGAGUCGAAUGAGGUCUGGCUGGAAGAUACUAUUGCUAGACAAAAGGAAAGGUCUUUGGUAGUAGGUCAUGGGAAUAUUUUAUGAUGCCUUGUGAUGUUUUAUGACAUUUUAUGAUUUAUGAUGAAAAAAAAUUUUGAACAUAAAAUAUCCUGAAAACAUAUCAUUUUCAAUUUUUGCGAAUGUUCGAAACAAGUUACUUGGUCCAAAUGGCUUGUAAAUUGGAAGAAUAUGAAAUGAAAUAAUUGUUCUGUCAUUAGUUUAAAAGAUACUAAUUUUGACAUUUAAAAUCCAUUUUGCAAAUUUUUAUUCACGAUUGGAUAAUUCGUCAUUCGAUUAGAUAUUAUUGUAACAAGUUUCAAAUGUUAUAUUACACUAAACGUUAUUUGACAUUAGCGAGCGAGCACCGGAAAUUGAGGUUUUAUCAAUAAACUGAAGUUUGAUAUUAAAAAAUAGCCAUAAUUAUUUGGCUUGCGGUUUAUUUAAUUAAUUGUACGACAUAGAAUUGCUAGUGACUGCUUGACAUUUCACUUAAUUUCACUUAUGCAUAGUUUCAUAAUUUCGGUCUCAUCAUGACACGUUCGUUUUCAUUCUUUGACUUUGGUCGGUCCGAAAAAUUGCCUACCCAAUAUUCCGAGCAGCACAGUGCUGCACCAAUUGACGUUUUUACCACGUCCCUCAUUUUAGGCUGGGUUAUCAUCGCGAUUUGUUUCUUUGCCAUUUUACCCGCAUAUGGAAAGCACAAGAGAAGGUCCCUCCUGGUUAGAAUCGUGGCCAGUCUUUUCAUUGGUGGAGUUGUGCUAGUCGGAAAUUAUGGUCACAACUGGGAAAUUGCCACCGCCCAGAUAAUAACGCCAUACAAACCUUACACCCAUGAAGAAAUCAAGGGAGAGGUCGGUCUUCAUAUUACUUUGAGGGGGAUCAAUAUAACGCUGACAGGCGCCCCUUUAAAGCAUAAUGUUUCUGACAAGUCAUCUCUUGAUUACGAGCGGAUCGAUUACAAUGAAAACUUUUCGUGGGAAUGGGCCCAAGGCAGAUUCGGUUUUGGCUACUAUGCUGGUCAAAUUUCCAAAGAUUUUCGUGCCGCUACUGAACGCGGCGUCCCAUUGCCAAUUCUGCAAAUCGCUGAAUACUUCACAUUCGACGGAGAAGGGAUUAGGUUUGGACGAUAUUACCGAUUGGCAGGGUGGUAUGCCCACAUUUUGAUUUGGACCGCAUUUGGAACCUGGGUUAUCUCCAACAUUCUCUUCUCAAUGAUAAUUAGUUCUGCCGUGUACUUUCUAAUCGUCACGGGUCUCCUCCAAUUAUCCGCUAUUGGAGUCUGGACAUUUCUCCGAAACCCAACCGAGAUUCAGAUUCCAUUUCAGAGCGGUGAUAAUCCUGAAGAUGAUCUCCUUUUGAGGACAAGAUUUGGUCCCGACUACUACCUCGUGCUGGGAAAUGGAAUAUUUUGUGUCCUUCUGGGCUUUCUUGUAAUGAUAUUGAACGUUCUUAUGCCAGAUGAGAUGUGUACUUUCUUUGGGAUUGACCCACUUACGAUUUAUGACGAACUCUUAUUAAGUAACGAUGAGUUGGAGACUGUACAAAAGGAGAAAGAUAAAGAUAAGGCUAGUUUGAUCGAAUUAGGACACGUCUCGACGAAUCCCGACGUAUUUCAUGGGGGAGAUUAUGAUACGUCAAGAAGUAGUUCUGGGGGGCAGUCAAGUAAGAAAGUCUCGUUUCACGAGGAAGGAGGAGAAAGACCGGGGUCGACAUCAUCGGAGGGAAAGCUGGUUCUAAAACGACGAGAAAAUGUGGGCAGCACUCUCUUCCGAAGAUCAUUUAAAGUCAAGCCAAAACCUAAACCUCGAAAAUAUGGAGCCGAACAACCGAGUUCUUCGCAACAGCCAUUAUUGUCACCACCGGAAACAAGGCAUGGAAGUUCGGAUGACGAAGAGUCUCACUUUAGCUGGCCGAUUCCACCAAGAUCGUCAUUUCUUAGGAGGCCACCCUCACCCCCACCGAAAAGAAGAUUACACUGAGGAAGGUGGAAACGGAGAAACGGGCAGAGUCAACAUGCAUUUUUUUAAAGUUUCCGAUAUUUAUUCUAAAAUUCCCAUUUUUAUUGAGUUCCAGUAUAUUAAUUGUCUCAUGAUUCGCUUCGUGAACUUCCACUUCCCACAUUUAGUUGGACUUAUCCUUAUUAUAAUUCAUAUCUCUAAUGCUCAGCCGUUUUAUUUAAAUGUGUCACGAAAAAUAAACUGAGACUUUUUUUACGGCGAUAAA
This is a messenger RNA of Folsomia candida, 2303 nucleotides long. Its product is annotated as dual oxidase maturation factor 1. The coding region runs from base 611 to 2059 and encodes 482 amino acids. The transcript is spliced from 8 exons. The record is from RefSeq and is a predicted model, not a curated record. Gene Ontology annotation, biological process: protein transport. Lineage: Eukaryota; Metazoa; Arthropoda; Collembola; Entomobryomorpha; Isotomidae. Gene Ontology annotation, cellular component: endoplasmic reticulum membrane.